Molecule: messenger RNA, 1259 nt
Organism: Arachis ipaensis
Lineage: Eukaryota; Viridiplantae; Streptophyta; Magnoliopsida; Fabales; Fabaceae
Source: RefSeq, a predicted model, not a curated record
ACGGUAAGUUAAAUAAGAAACCGGCUCUGGUGUUAUACUUUCCACCGGUUACCAUCAAAUAUUGUUUUUCACGGGGCCUGGGUAUAUAUCCAUCGUGUGCGUCAGGGAUACAGAAUGAGCAAUCCUCUUUCAGUGUGAGUGAAACCCACCCGUAAAAUUUUCCACAGUCAUUACCCAUGAACACCGGCAAGUACAGGCUCUAUGCUGUGCGCAAGGGACGUAUUCCUGGAAUCUACACAAAUUGGGAGGACUGUAAAAAACAAGUUAAUGGCUUUCCAGAUGCAGAGUUUAAAGGUUUCCGCCUGCUGAGAGACGCCGAACAUUGGUUGGGAGUUGUUGAUCCAGCAUUGACACUACCCACACCUCCGGAGGUAGAUUCUGUAGUUCAUCCUCACACGGGACCGUUUGAGCAACCGGUCUCUUUAUCCAAACACUUCUACAACAUGCAUGUGGGCUCAGGAGUGGGUGAGUCAUCGCAGAAAGCAGUUGUUCCGUGUUCUCAGAUUCCAGAAGGUUUUGGUGCGACUGUUGGACCGAACAUUGUUCCGGAGAAUUGUAUUACUCAGUUUGCAGUGUUUGAGGACUUGGAGGUCUAUCUCAUUCGUCUCUGCUGCCAGCUGAGGCUUGAUUAUCCGGUGUUUAACCGGCGUGAAUUUUUCUCCGACAAUGGUGAGUUACUUCAUGGCUACUGGGUGACACUGCGAUCACAACAACGAGAUGUUAGCUGGAUCGUGGAGGGUGGUUUCUCAUCGGACGAGCAGACCGCAAGACAGGACGCCUCAUUCAAAAUGUUGGGUAAGGUGCUGUCUUUAGUGGGGAAGGAAAUUCACGACUACAACUAUAGGAUCGUUGCCGCCUUGAGAGUGCGGGUUGAGGAACUGGAAAGGCAACUACGAGUAUGUGUUCAACAGCGAAUCCGGGAUCUGGAACACGAGAACCGAAAGCUUAGGUCUGAUCUUCAGAAGUAUAACGACUUAUUCGAGACUUGAAUAGAGGGCUCACCUUGUUUGCAAUUAUCUACGCUUACAGUUUAGCAGCUUAUUGUUAAGUCCUUCUCCGUAACUGAUGUUUAUAUUUAGUAGUCAUUCCAGUUUACGUUUCCGUUCUGUUAACUGCAACGGUGACUCUUGUAAGUUGGAGAUAGGUAAUGUUGUUGUUGGGGUUUAGGGUUGGUUUCCAAUCAUUUUCAACGAGGGUUAAUGAACUACUUAUGCAAUUGUUCAGUUUAAUCAGAUAUUGUCGUCGGGUUUGUCACUUAA